GCUCCAGCGGCUCCUUUCCGACCUGGGAGGGCAGCGGUACAAAGUCAGCGGGAGGAUCCCGGAGGGCUCCGGUGGAUUCGAGGCUGCAGCGUGGGGACGUCUUGAAAGCAGAGCGGCGGGGCGACAGGAAGAGCCGCGGGCCGAGCCCUCCCCGGCUACUCCAUGCCUGGUUGGAGGCUGCUGGCUCAGGCCGGCGCCCGGGUGCUGGGCUGCGGCGCGAGCGGCCUGGGUGCUGCCCGGGGCUCGGGAAACAGAGCAGACAUCUGGCUUUUGGUUAGAAGUCUCCAUGGCAGGAGUGGUACUUGGUGGGAUGAGCAUCUUUCUGAAGAAAAUGUCUCAUUUGUUAAGCAGUUGGUCUCUGAGGAAAAUAAAGCCCAAUUAGCAAGUAAACUGUGUCCUUUAAAAGAUGAACCAUGGCCUCUACAUCCUUGGGAGCCAGGUUCCUCUAGAGUAGGCCUUAUCGCCCUAAAGCUGGGUAUGAUGCCUUUAUGGACCAAAGAUGGUCAAAAACAUGUGGUCACAUUACUUCAGGUACAAGACUGUCAUGUUCUAAAAUACACUCCAAAGGAAAACCAUGAUGGAAAAAUGGCAGCCCUAACUGUAGGAGGAAAAACUGUGUCACGUUUCUAUAAAUCUCCAUCUCUAUUGGAAUUUUACCAAGAACUUGGAUUGCCGCCAAAACAGAAAGUUAAAAUCUUUCGUGUAACAGAUAAUGCUGUGAUUAAACCAGGCACUCCUCUUUAUGCUGCUCACUUUCGCCCUGGACAGUAUGUGGAUGUCACAGCCAAAACUAUUGGUAAAGGUUUUCAAGGCGUCAUGAAAAGAUGGGGAUUUAAAGGCCAGCCUGCUACUCAUGGUCAAACAAAAACCCACAGGAGACCUGGGGCUGUUUCAACUGGUGAUGUUGCCAGAGUCUGGCCUGGAACUAAAAUGCCUGGACAAAUGGGAAACAAAGAUAGGACAGAAUAUGGACUAAAAGUGUGGAGAAUAAACACAAAGCACAAUAUAAUCUAUGUAAAUGGCUCUGUACCUGGACAUAAAAAUUGCUUAGUAAAGAUCAGAGAUUCUACACUGCCUGCAUAUAAGGACUUCUGUAAAAAUCUACCAUUCCCUACAUAUUUUCCUGAUGGAGAUGAAGAAGAACUACCAGAAGAUUUGUAUGAUGAAAAUGUGUGUCAGCCUAGUGCACCUUCUAUUAUAUUCUCCUAACCUCCGUGGACAUGGCAGAACCUCCUGUAUUUUAUGAGCUUUGAUGAGCCAGAGCAAUAUAUAACCAGGAAAUAUAUUUUCCUUUCGUAAUCACAGUACCACACUUGUCAUCUUUGUCAAGGGCAUAAAUACAUCAUUCCAUCCCCCAAACUAAAUUUUGUUUUAAAUAAAUUACCACAUUAAAUAAAUCAGUUAAAUAGACUGGAUAUGCCAGAUGUCGAUGGACCGGCCGUUUGCAUACGAGCAAAGUCUUUUGUAAUUUGUGAGCUUCAUCCUUUUUUACUACAUAUUCUAAAGUUA
Messenger RNA from Lynx canadensis (Canada lynx), 1509 nucleotides. It is a transcript of the gene MRPL3, whose product is annotated as mitochondrial ribosomal protein L3. The transcript has 10 exons. Gene Ontology annotation, molecular function: structural constituent of ribosome. Lineage: Eukaryota; Metazoa; Chordata; Mammalia; Carnivora; Felidae. Bases 163 to 1209 code for a protein of 348 amino acids. Gene Ontology annotation, biological process: translation. The record is from RefSeq and is a predicted model, not a curated record. Gene Ontology annotation, cellular component: mitochondrial large ribosomal subunit; ribosome.